AUGGACGUGUCCGGAGCCGCAGGUGAUGGCGGCCAAAGAUUCUGUGGUGGUAGAAUGUCCUACUUGCAAGGGGACACUGUCAACAGGCCAAUUACAGCUCACCUGAUGGGACCCGUGUAUGUGGUGACCUUCAGGAGCAGUGACCCCGAGCAGCGCCCCACCACUUCCCUUGGCUUGGGCUUCAUGCUAACCUUCCGUCAGCGUCACUCCUGCACCGACUUCUCCUCCCUUUCUUCUCCACCUGACCCCGUGCUGUCUGACGUGGAAACUGAGUGGCCUGCGGGCUGGUCUCUCGAUGCCCUACUGCCUGAUGGACAUGAAAUCGAAAUGCUCUCUCGCAAUGCUUCCAUCUUCCCGUCCUACCCGCUACCGACCACUAUCCACUCACAUGUUGAUGUUUUCCCCUCCCAUCCGUUUACCUCGAUAGGGAAUCACCAUGCAAUGAAUUUCUACAAGAGAGAGGGACUUGUAAAGGAGAAUAACGAGACUAUCGACGGAAAAUAUUCGGAAGACCAGGAUCAGCAGAAACCGAUACAACAACAACAACAACAACCAGAGAGUAAGAACGUGAAAGAGGCGGAGAGAAAUGGCGAGGGACCAGGAAAUGGCGCCGCGUCUGCGUCGCCUUCCGGAGCAGGUCACUCACUCAGCCGAGUCAGCAAUAUCCUAUCAGCCACGCUCACUCAAGUAUUUCCGGAGUUUGGUCACUCACUGCAGGACCUCCUGGAGCGCCGCAAUGCUCCGUCCCAAGCAGACCAGCAGGAAGUGUGACCGGAGUUAGUAAAGAGACUGGACAUAGAGCUUCUUGCGAC
Messenger RNA from Portunus trituberculatus (swimming crab), 812 nucleotides. RefSeq lists its product as uncharacterized. The record is from RefSeq and is a predicted model, not a curated record. The transcript has 4 exons. Lineage: Eukaryota; Metazoa; Arthropoda; Malacostraca; Decapoda; Portunidae. Bases 1 to 771 code for a protein of 256 amino acids.